AUGAGAGGUAAACAGAUAACACUGAGCUAUCUGAUUUUUCUAAUCUCAUCCGUGAGUUCGUUUCAAGUGAAUCUCGCUUUCACUGAUCUUCGAACGAAUGGAAAUAGUGAUCUUACCACUUAUCAUCAUUGUCUGUAUUUUCACAAUCAUACUAUCAAUCAAACCAUUCCCUUUUGUAUCACUGAAAAACCAACGAUGAUCGAGCUGCCUACGAAUGAUGAUCAUGAUCAUCAGAGGCUAAAGUUUAAAGAUUUGCAAAGACAGAACAUCACAAGUGAACAGUUGUAUCUGUGGUCUGCACCAACCGAUGUCGCUGAAGAUUAUCAAUUUUACCUCGAUCAGUACUCCACUUCGGCUGCACGAGUGAUGGAUUCAAACUAUUUCUACAACUGUACAUGGCCGAAGUUUGGUUCAGAAUGUGAAUAUUCGAUCGAUGGAUCUGAAUUUGGCUACUCCUCAUUGCAUCAACUGAUCAGGGAUUUCUAUGCUGUUCCAUAUCUUCCUUCCACAUUCACCUGCUAUGAACACUUGCCUUGCAAUCGUGGAACACCUCCAGUAUGUCUCGAUUGGACUGAAAUCUGCGAUGGAAGAGUGAAUUGCAUUGAUGGUGAAGAAGAUGAAGAACAUUGUUGGCAACUGGAGAUCAACGAAUGUGAAGAGAAGGAAUACCGAUGUGCCAAUGGACAAUGUAUUGAUCGGGAAUUUUUUCGAGAUGGUCGAAUUUGGUAUUGUUUGGAUGGUUCAGAUAAAGAUCUGCGCACUAAAGAUAUUGAGAAGGUAAAAGAAGGAGAGACUCCAUUUCACUUUCAGUUCUUGCGAGACUAUUGUCAAGUGAGUGAACCAACAUUGCAAUGUGAAGAUGUGAGAUGUGAGCUUCUGUCUGAUCACAUUAGUCCUUCAUUCGUGAUAAGUAGCUCAUGUACGAAGAAACGUCUGGAACUGAUCUGGAACAUCGCAUUCUUCAAACCAACUUGGAUAUCCGAGAACUGUUGGGGGAAAAUGGUAUGUUGCUUUGCUCUUGGGUAUCCCAGUCCGUAUGAAGAGGAAUGUUCGAGCGACUGUCUUUCUCUUACCUGCUUGGACGUAUUCGAGAAGACAUUGUCCAAUCGUUUCUUCUCCAUGCCUACGAAUCCCAGUGCCUUUGGCUAUUUCCACAUCUUAUUUGUCCGAGAUUCUUGGGAAAAUUCCUCCAUUUCAGGAAGACUCUCGGAAUACAUCUGUGUUCCCAAACAAUCGUGCAAUUCAUCACUGACUCCGAAAUAUCUCUCGCCAUUUGGAAAGGCCAGAUGUUAUGAUAAGUACACAUUGAACUCCAAGGAUAAAGAGAUCUAUUCCGAACCAACAUAUAAUAGACUAGCGUCUUUGUUUUAUGCACAUUCCAAAUGUCACAUCGUUGUCGAUCGAGCUUCUGACCUUUGUGAGAAAUGGAAGAUGUACAAAUGCCGGAACUCCUCCCGAUGUAUUUCCCGAUAUCGUCUGAAAGAUGGCGUCUUCGAUUGCUAUCUACAGGACGAUGAGUCAAUCGACAAAGGUGUUCCUGCGGUCAACUGUUCUUCUCAGACGUCCGAGAAACUUUUUCUGUGUCGUCGCACUAACACUUGUAUUCCAUACUCUUUUUUUCAAAAUGGUCGUUGUAAUUGUCCCGAUUAUGUAUACUUAACUUCAUGUGAAGAUGAAUAUUUCAGCGCUCAGCUCCCCAGUGAACAUAUCUCCUUUCCGACCAUCUGUGAUGGAUUUGUUGAACUAGAUCUGAUCAACAUCGAUGGAGACUUUCACACUGAUGAAACCGUAUGUGAACAUUGGCCGUGUAACAACGCUUACACACGAUGUGAUGGUUAUUGGAAUUGUCCCAAUGGAGCUGACGAAAUUCACUGUGAUCCAUCACCACUAAUCCCUUGUCCCAUUGAUCAUCAUAUCUGUCUCUCAAGUGAAACAGAUCAAUUGGUGUGUUUGCCAAUUGACAGAGCCAAUGAUGGACAUAUGGAUUGUCUCGGUGGGACUGAUGAACCCUUUUUUUGUCGAUCAGCUGAUAGCCAUUUCUCACACACUCAUUCUUUUCUCUGUAUUUACAAGAUGUGUGCUUAUUGUCUACCGCUUUCGUCAGCCUGUGCGUUUGACGCGUUUUGUUGCCCAAGCGAAGGAAAAUACCAAGAUCUGAAGCCAUGGUGCGGAGUUUGGGGAACUAUUUGUCCUGCUGAAAGCCAAAGAUUGUCGAACAGUUCAAUAAAAGAAUUUGUUUGUCAACAUUCAACUGUCAAAUCCAAAUUAAAGAUUAUUUAUUUCUCACUGGAGAAAGUAUCACAUUCAUUGGAGUAUCUUCCAACACUCCAUUCGACGAACGUUUUCACCCUGCCUCCAUCGACGAGAUAUCCCUUCGAUCAAUCGUGUCACCGUGGCUUUCCUCUUCGUUUGUGGCUCAACUCAACAGAGAAUCGCUCAACAAUUCAAUGCCUUUGUCCACCUAGUUUCUAUGGUCCUUCGUGCGAAUAUCAAAAUCAACGCAUCUCGCUUUCUCUGCAGUUUCAAUCGCUUUCUGAUUCUUGGCAAACAGUAUUUACAGUGAUUGCCACACUCAUUGAUCAGAGCGAUGAACGUCCUGUUCAUUCUUUUCAACAGUUUUCUUAUCUUCCUGUUCGAGAUUGUCACAAGAAGUUUCACUUUUAUCUUUUCUAUUCCACUCGGCCAAAAAAUGGUUCCAAAACCUAUUCGAUUCACAUCGAUAUUUUUGAGAAAAGAACACGAAACUAUCGAGGCAGCUGGUUUUUAUCGAUUCCUUUUCCAUUUCUACCCGUCCAACGGAUGGCUGCUCAUCUGAUUAUUCCACGAAGUAUUGGAGGAUACAUCACUUGUUCUGAUCGACAAUGCCAUUAUGGUCAAUGUAUCGAGUAUGUCAAUACACUGCAGAGGACAACCUUUUGUCGAUGUGAACAAGGCUGGUCAGGUGCUCAUUGUACCAUUCAACACAACUGUACCUGUUCUAAAGAUGCCCUCUGUCUCGGCCUGUCUGUCAAUGAUCAACCAAUUUGUCUAUGUCCUCUCGGUCGAUUCGGUCGUCGAUGUCUUCUCACCACUUCGGUGUGUCAAGCACAGAAAAUGAAUCUCUGUGAGAAUAAUGGGCAAUGUAUUCCUGAUGAUCAACACGAUCAUUCAGAAAAGAGAUACACUUGCAUUUGUCCCAAAGGUUCCUCAGGAGAUAGAUGUGCAAUAUCUGACACGAAUAUCACCAUCUCCUUUCAUCCUGAUAUUUCUCCUUCUCAAGCAAUGCUCAUUCAUUUCAUUCGAGUGAUGAACGAAGCUCCGCCAGUCCGAACAACAACAUUGAAAACAAUUUCCAUCAACAAAGAGUCAGUGACGAUCUACUGGUCUCACCCAUUUCACUUGAUUUUUAUUGAAUUUCCGAAACACGAUUAUUACUUGACAGCUGUUCAGCUGAAUAAUGAACGAUCAGCACAACUGAAGCAUCAGAUUCAUCCAUCAGAUCGAUGUCCACAUGUCAGUAAACUGUUCAACAGAACCAUCGCUGAACAUCAGCUAAUUCGUCGAAUUAAAUACUACCAUGUUCCUUGUCAACAGUUAUCACGAAAUCUUUCCUGUUUCUAUGACGAAUUUCAUCUGUGUCUAUGUCAAUCUUUCGGUCAUCAACGUGUAGCAAACUGCUUUGAAUUCGAUCAUCAGUUGAAGAUGGAUUGUGCAGGUCAGAAUGGCUGUGAAAAUGGUGCAGAUUGUUUUCAAGAUGCUCCGAAGUGUGCUCAAACAUCGAUUUGUGAUUGUAAGAAAUGUUUCUAUGGGAGAUUGUGUCAGUUCAGAACCGAUGCUUUCAGUCUGACGCUGGAUGCCAUUCUCGGUUACCACAUUCUCCCGGGCAUCAGUCUCACUGAUCAGCCCAUGGCGGUGAAAAUCGGAUUGGCUUUGACGAUAAUCAUGACUGUCGCAGGUGUGGUCAAUGGUAUUCUUUGCUUGAUCACAUUUCAGAGCAAGAAGUUAAGAGAAGUGGGAUGCGGAAUUUACCUGCUCGUUUCUUCAGUCACCACUCUUUUGACAGUAACAGCGUUCGCUUUAAAAUUCGGGAUACUAGUUAGUGCACAAACGGGCACCAUCCAAAAUCAGUCGUUUCUGAGAGUACAAUGUUCUUUGAUGGAGUUUCUUGUUCGAUUGUCACUUUACAUGGAACAAUGGUUGAAUGCCUGUGUAGCCAGCGAACGAGCGAUGACGACCAUUUCUGGAACGGGUUUUAACAAGAAGAAGAGCACGAAAAUUGCUAAACGAAUGAUCAUCAUUCUGCUGCUGUUUACUGUUGUUAGUGACAUUCAUGAUCCUUUCCAUCGAUUCUUAUUGAUAGACAAUGACAGUGACAAUGGUGGAGACGAGAGAGGGAGAAUCUGGUGUAUCACUCGAUAUCCACCAUUCCUGCAGACCUUCGAUCGAGUGAUCCAAGCUUUUCACACCUUGACACCAUUCUUUAUCAGCUUCAUUUCUGUUCUGAUUAUCAUCGUCGCCACCACUCGACAACGCGGUAUGGCACAAAAUCAGCAACCUUAUCACGUUCAUCUCCGUUAUCAACUGCGCAACCAUCGACACGUACUUGUCGCUCCAGUGGUGUUGAUCAUUCUGACUGUUCCUCGUUUGAUCAUCGCUCUGGUCUCUGGUUGUCUGAGAUCAGCUCAGUUGUCAUGGCUGUUCUUUGCUGGAUAUUUCCUUGCCUUCAGUCCACCGAUGGUCACCUUUCUGGUCUUUGUGAUGCCAUCCAAAUUGUACAUGCAAGAGUUCAAGGACACCAUUAGGAAAUAUCGUCUGAGGUGGAAAAUAUGUCUCAGUCGUCAGUUUUGA
Molecule: messenger RNA, 4827 nt
Organism: Adineta ricciae
Lineage: Eukaryota; Metazoa; Rotifera; Eurotatoria; Adinetida; Adinetidae
Source: the annotation of a GenBank genome assembly